UUGCUUUCAACCUCAAAAGCUAGGAGGAAAGGGCUCUGAAAUUUGCUCAGUAUUCCCAAUUCACCAUUAGCCUGUUUCUUCCUUUAGCCUCAAGGCAUUCUCCGCUUUUUGAAAAGAUGUUAAGAAAUUCAGUCACAAUAGAGAGCCUAGUUUUGAACAUGUUUCACUCGGUCCAUUGAGGUCUGGUCUUCAGCCUUUGUGUGGGGUGAAUUGAGCUGAGCAGCUAGCUGGUUGGGGAGAGGUGAAUGAGCAGUCUCUACGCAAGUCACCAAUUCUGGCAAAAGAAAAGAUUACCCUUUGCUUAAAAAGAAGAAGAAGAAGGAGAAAUUUACAAUAUGCAUUCCUGUACAAGUCUGCCAGUGGCAAUCUGUGGAGCAGAGCUUGCGCUUAAGUCAAUAUGGAGCACUUUGGUUUAUAGUAACUCUUGUUAAGUUUGCCUUGUAAUUGAAGAUGCUGUUGACCUUGCUCGAAGACCAUUUGUAAAACCGUUUAUUUAGCAUAAACUGAAAUAAUAAACCCUCCUUCUCUUAGGGCCGAUUGUGAUAGGGUGACAUUAGUUUGAUUUAAUGAUUAGCCGCCUGACCCCUCAGCUUGAGAGAGCGGCUUGAAUAGGGAGAGUUCACUACCAAGCGCACAGGAAGAAUACUAAUGAGCUUGUUAAAUUUAGCAUGGCACCAACCAAUUUUAAUUCCUCUAAUGGGAGAAGCGCUGCCUGAGAGAGAGGGAGGGAUUCAGUGUGUGUGUAUGAGAGAGAGAGAGAGAGAGAGAGAGACUGAGGCAAGGAGGGAGAAAAAGAGGGAGAAAGUGAGAGACAGUAAGAGAGGAUUGCCCCCACAUCAGUAGCUAGAGAAUUUCACUCAAGACGAGAGCUUCCAGAGACAAGCCAAGAUCCUUCCGAUUGAGUUAGGAUGAAAGUCCUGGACAGACCUAUCACAGAGAGAGAAGAAACGCAAUCACAAUGCAGCCACAGGGUGGGCAAGGCCUCGGUAAAAUCAGUGAAGAGCCUUCGACAUCUAGCGAGGAAAGGGCCUCAUUAAUCAAGAAGGAGAUCCAUGGAUCUAUAUCUCAUCUUCCUGAGCCUUCAUUACCUUAUCGUGGGACAGUCUUUGCCAUGGAUCCCAGGAAUGGUUAUAUGGAUCCUCCUUACCAUUCAGCCUCUGCUUUGAAUUCUAUAAAGUACUAUCCACCUCACCUUUUCCCUGCAUUCCACCCUCCUGUACCAAUUGAUGCAAGACAUCACGAGGGACGUUAUCAUUAUGAACCAUCCCCCAUUCCUCCGUUACAUGUGCCUUCUGCUCUAUCAAGUAGUCCAACAUAUUCAGACUUGCCAUUCAUCAGAAUAUCCCCACACAGGAAUCCUGUUGCAGCAUCAGAGUCUCCUUUUAGCCCACCUCAUCCAUAUAUUAACCCUUACAUGGACUAUAUCCGAUCUUUGCACAGCAGCCCUUCUCUGUCUAUGAUUUCAGCAGCCCGAGGACUGAGCCCUACGGAUGUACCACAUGCUGGAGUUAGUCCAGCUGAAUAUUAUCAUCAGAUGGCUCUGUUGGCGGGUCAGCGCAGCCCAUAUGCAGACAUCAUUCCUUCAGCAGCCACAGCAGGAGCUGGUGCCCUUCAUAUGGAGUAUCUCCAUGCUAUGGACAGCACCAGGUUUCCGAGUCCCAGGCUGCCAACGAGACCAAGCCGAAAGAGAACACUGUCCCUAUCGCCUCUGUCUGAUCACAGCUUUGACCUUCAGACCAUGAUCCGGACAUCUCCAAAUUCCUUAGUCACAAUUCUUAACAAUUCCCGUAGCAGUUCUUCAGCAAGUGGCUCCUAUGGCCAUUUAUCUGCAAGUGCAAUAAGCCCAGCUCUGAGUUUCACAUAUCCUCCCACGCCAGUAUCCCUCCAGCAGAUGCACCAACAAAUCAUCAGUCGCCAGCAAAGCUUGGGCUCAGCYUUUGGACACAGUCCUCCACUCAUUCACCCUGCUCCAACCUUUCCUACCCAGAGGCCUAUCCCUGGCAUUCCUAGCAUCUUGAAUCCUGUCCAAGUGAGUUCAGGUCCAUCGGAGUCUACACAGCAGAAUAAACCCACAAGUGAAUCUGCAGUGAGCAGCACAGGAGACCCGAUGCAUAACAAACGUUCCAAGAUAAAACCUGAUGACGACCUCCCCAGCCCAGGUGUAGGAAGCGUUCAGGAACCACCAGAAGGAAUGACCUUAGUAAAAGAGGAAGGGGACAAAGAUGAAAGCAAGCAAGAGCCUGAAGUGGUCUAUGAGACAAACUGCCAUUGGGAAGGCUGUUCACGGGAGUUCGACACGCAGGAACAGCUAGUGCAUCAUAUAAACAAUGAUCACAUACACGGGGAGAAAAAAGAGUUUGUAUGUCGAUGGCUGGAUUGUUCCCGAGAGCAGAAGCCAUUCAAAGCCCAAUACAUGCUGGUUGUACACAUGAGGAGGCACACAGGAGAAAAGCCACACAAAUGCACUUUUGAAGGUUGUACAAAAGCCUACUCCAGGCUGGAAAACUUGAAAACCCACUUGAGAUCUCACACUGGAGAGAAACCAUAUGUCUGCGAACAUGAGGGCUGCAACAAAGCAUUUUCCAAUGCAUCUGAUCGUGCCAAGCACCAAAACAGAACUCAUUCCAAUGAGAAACCCUAUGUCUGCAAAAUACCCGGGUGCACAAAGCGCUACACAGAUCCUAGUUCUCUCCGAAAACAUGUAAAGACUGUGCACGGCCCUGAGGCCCACGUCACCAAGAAGCAGCGUGGAGAUAUCCACCCACGUCAUCCCCCACCUCGAGACCAAGGCAGCCAUUCUCAAAGCAGAUCCCCCGGCCAUCAGACUCAGGGUGCAAUUGGGGAGCAAAAAGACCUCAGCAACACUACCUCAAAGCGUGAAGAAUGCCUCCAGGUCAAAGCUGUCAAGUCAGAGAAGCCAAUGGCAUCUCAGCCAAGCCCUGGUGGUCAGUCUACAUGCAGCAGCGAACAGUCCCCCAUCAGCAACUAUUCCAACCAUGGGAUCGAGCUUAAUCUGACCAGUAGAGGUAGUGUAGGAGACCUCAGUGUCAUAGAUGAAACCCCUAUCAUGGACUCUACCAUUUCAACAGCAACCACAGCACUUGGCUUACAGGCCAGGAGGAAUAUGACAGAGACCAAAUGGAUGGAGCAAGUCAAGCUAGAAAGGCUGAAACAAAUCAAUGGUGCGCUUCCAAGACUGAACCUCAUGCCACCUUCCAAAGGCCCAACCUUGCCACCUCUCAUCGGAAAUGGUACUCAGUCAAACGGCAGCUGUAGCCUAGGAGGAAACAUGGCUAUUCUAACCCACAAAAACGAACUCACAAACACUGAUAUCACUGUGUUAAACAUGCUGAACAGGAGGGACAGCAAUACCAGCACAAUCAGCUCAGCCUACAUGAGCAGCCGUAGGUCCUCUGGAAUUUCACCUUGCUUCUCUAGUCGGAGAUCCAGCAAUGCUUCCCAGGGCGAGGGAAGGCUCCAUAAUAUCAGCGUGACUGAUUCGUAUGACCCCAUUUCAACCGAUGCCUCAAGGCGAUCUAGCGAAGUCAGCCAGUGUGAUGGCUUACCAGGUCUUCUCAGCCUUACUCCUGCCCAACAGUACAGGCUGAAAGCAAAAUAUGCAGCAGCUACUGGUGGACCUCCACCAACACCACUACCUAAUAUGGAGAGGAUGAGCUUGAAAACGAGAAUGGCACUGUUGGGUGACUGCCGCGAAUCUGGAAUGUCACCACUGCCCCCUGCUAAUUCUCCUCGAAGAUGUAGUGAUGGUGGGACCAAUGGUUACAGCAGGAGACACUUACUGCCUCAUGAUGUGUUGGGGAAUGGUACAAGGAGAGCCAGUGAUCCUGUGAGACUCGUCUCUGAGAAUCUUUCUUUCCCCAGAGUGCAGCGUUUCAACAGCCUCAAUAGCUUUAACCCUCCUGCUUUGGCUCCCUCUGUGGAAAAACGCAACUUCGUCCUUCAAAACUACACCCGCUCUGAUGGUGGCUUGUUUCGCAACUUCUGUUCACCUUGUCCUCCAAGCAUCUCUGAAAAUGUGGCUAUGGAGGCCGCUAUCAUGGAGGCAGAUGGCAAUUUGAAUGAUGAAGAUCUUCUGCCAGAUGAUGUGGUCCAAUAUCUGAAUUCUCAGAAUCAAAUGUACAACCAACUGCCAAAUGGUGGAUUAGAUAACAACAAAGGACAUCACGGUUCAGUAAUAGGGAACAACAACAACUUUGGGCAAGCCCCUCCAGAAACCAGUAAAAAUGAUCUGCCAAUUCAAUGGAAUGAAGUAAGCUCAGGAAGUUCUGAAUUGUCUCCAUCAAGAGUAAAAUGUGGGCAGCGAUCUCUGAUCCAGCAAAAUCAAACCCCUGGUUUCUAUAAUAACGUAGUUGUCCAGUCGCAGAAUAAUGGGCUGGAAACAAAUACUGUGACCCAACAAAAUGGCUACCAGCAUCUUCUAGACAACAAUGGCUCUUGUAGUUUACAACAUAACAUGGUCAUGAAUAAUGGUGACACCAGUCAUUCUUACCACUUUCAGUCUAGUAAGGUACAGCUAUAUAGUGAAAGUACUGGCAGACAACCAAUGGACCAUACGUCUGAAAUGGUGGUUCAAGGGCAAAAGGUGAGAAACAAUUUUAUGUUAGCUAAUGGGAACCAGCACAAUUUUGGCUGCCCUGUGGUCUCAGAUGAAUCCUCUGCCAAUGUGAUGAAUAAGAUGCAGAGAAGAAACAUGGCCCUCCAGGAGUACUUUCCACAUCAAUCAGCAGAUGAUGUCAGUCACUACCAUGAAGUAGACCAUUCCAGUAAAGCAAUGCUAGAGCAGAUCACUGCUCCCUCACAACGCAACCUUCAUCACGGGUCACAGAAUUAUAUGCCACUGUCUGAAAAUGUUGGGAUCCAACCUUCAGGUUUGAUGAUGGGCAGAGGUUACCAGCCCUGUGCUGCGAGCUAUUGUGGCAGAUUGCAAAACACAAUGAGGAAUAAUCCAGUGCAACAGGGACAUUGUAGGGAUGCCAGCCAGCCACACAAGGUCAAUGGCAUCAAAGUAGAGUCCCAAAGUCAGUCGCAACAAUUCUGUUCUAAUAUACAGAAUUACUCCGGUCAGUUGUAUGACCAAACCACAGGGUUUAUCCAGCAAGCUUUGAAAACAGGGGCUUUCCCCCUUUCAGAAGCCAACUGCUUGCUGCAGGGGACUAGUGAUGCAAAUUCAUCGGAGCUUCUCUCUCCAGGGGCCAACCAAGUGACAAGCACUGUUGACAGCAUUGAUACCAACAGCCUUGAAGGCGUGCAGAUCGAUUUCGAUGCUAUCAUAGAUGAUGGUGAUCAUGCCAGCUUAAUUUCAGGAGCCCUAAGUCCCAGCAUCACCCAGAAUUUCUCCCACAAUUCCUCCCGUCUCACCACUCCCCGAGCGUCUCUUACAUUUCCAGCAAUGCCCAUAAGCACAACCAACAUGGCUAUUGGGGACAUGAAUUCUUUGUUAACCUCACUUGCUGAAGAAAGCAAGUUUCUUGCUGUUAUGCAAUAGCUAUGAACAACUUAAAAGGUGAAAGAUUUUUUAAAGUCAUUUUUUAGUUGUUUUAAGUACUUUAGCAGUCUCAUCUCACUUAAAUGGGAUGUGUUUCAAGUAUAUUCCUUUUAUGGAAUAAGGACUAAAAAAAACCCUAAAGUGUUCUAGGGAGAAACUGUCUUCCAUUUCAGUUUUGAAUCAGUAUUGUUACACCCGCAAUUCCCUUCUUUAUUUUUUAAUGUUUGUACAACUCCUCUAUGUGUUUAUUUUUUAAUUGUAAACCAAUGUAAAAUUGUGAUGUGCAUGUGGGUUUAUUUUUGAAGAAAUUCUGAUGAAAUGUUACAACUUCCUGUUACUCAAAAGGAAAUGGAAAUUAUGUUGUCAGAGCUCUUACACAUUCAGUUUCUAACAUGUAUACACAGCAUUACUAGAUACCAAGCUGAUAUUUGGGGUUCCUUCCACUUAGCAAAUCUCCUAUGCAAAUCCAUCGGAAAGAUUAAUUUAGUUUGAAACAAAGUGAACAAUUGAUGUUAAAAGGGGUGGGGAAGGUACGAAUGCCUUGAGAUAUCAUUUCUUUUGCUCUCUACCAUUUAAUUUCAUAUUGUUUCAUACCUUUAAAGAGUUCUUCCCACAUUGUCUUUCUACUGCAAAGGUUCAAAUACUUGUUCAAGGGCACACAGUUGAUGGAGAGUAUUGUCCUGACUGGUUGGUUUUUUCAUUCUCCUAUAUCAGUAGUACAAAAGUUGUGUCACCUCAAGCCUUAUGUGCAACUCUUCAUGGGUCCCAUACCUCCCUCUGUGUAAGUUACCACAGGUUGGAAAUAUUUUUGCAGUAAGUUAAUGUAAGUUUUUUUUUUUAAAAAAAAGGAAUGAUCUGUUAUUCAUGAUUUGCAAGUAUGAGAUUACCCAUUAGUAUCUUGUUCUAAUGCAGCAAUUUCAAAGAUUUGCAUACCUUCAAUAUUCAAAAAUGGUCCCAAAUAUCCCAAUAUAUUACUUAUUUUACCAACAUUCUAACAACAUACAAUUCUUAAAUAAUUUUUAAUGUAAAUUAUUGCUUCCCUGUAGCCCACUAUCUAUUCUACAUCAUGACCUAUUUUCCACCUCUAGCAGCAUGGUGAAAACAGGUUGUAUCAGAAUCCUCAAAGGAGAAGGACUCCUCAAUGAAAAAAGCUCAAUGAUUUGUGUGAAUACUCACACACCACUUUGUGCACAUCUGUGUGCAAACAUGUUCACGGAUAGCCCCACAGCCAGCACAUACAUCCCCCCGGCGCUGACAAGGAUGUGUAUCCCUUCCCUGUAUGAACUGAGAGUGUACCUGAAACCACAUUGGGUUCAUAUUAUAGGGGAGGGUCAGGGAUAAUGUAUAACCUCCUGUUAAGAAAUCCUAUUUUCCAUUAUGGUGUGCUCAAUGUGGAACCAGAAAAACAACUAUAUUCCUCUGAAAUACAGGUUGGAAACCACUAUUCUAGAUUGAAAAAAUAGACUACAUUUCAUAAAGAGCUAAAUCUUAAAAUUUCCUUGAUGUCAUUCUGUAUGUCCAGCUAGAUUUUAUUUUCCAAAGUAUCAUUAUAAUAAUACAUUCCACAGUUCUUGAUUGUAAAUGGGAGAGCACUUCAAACAUUCUGUCAAUAUAAAGACACAACUCAGUUUUUUUAAAAGCAUCCUAGUCGCAGACUUGUUCAGAUUAUUGUGUUUGACACAUAGAUUUAAAGAGGCCAUUCUAAUCUUCAUCUAAUGGCAAGCACAGAUCCCAUAGGGUCCAAUAAACAUAGCUUUGAGCCAUAAUCUUAUAGUCUUAUGAAACAAUCUCAGUGUGGUGAGAACACAGUUGAACAUUCAUUUUUGUGGAAAUAAAAAGAGGCAAACUGAGAUAUUUCCCAUCUCUGCUCUAUAGCCUGAAUCAGGCCUCUUCCUUCCUCAGCCAAACAGCAGCAUUCUUCAAACAUAAGAGCACAAAGGAAUCGCUCCUAGGAGUUUUCAAAACAAGGCAACAAAAUGCACAACACAAUGAUAUAAAACCCACCAUUUUGAUGUUGGGGGCCUGAACUAUUCACUAUGAGAAGCACAUAUGAGAAGCACAUAUAAAUGAGGCAUGAGUGAAAUAACCACCUCUUGCAUUUUAAUAGGGAAGUCAAUAGCAAUGCAGGCUAUCAAAACAACACAUGCAAAGGCACUAUAAGAAUUCCCAUCCGACAAACAAAGCAUGCAGAAUAUCAGAGAUACACAGCACAAAGGUGAGCUGUAGAAAUGUAUCUUGUACUGAAUGCUGUGAUUUCUCUUUUUAAAGUGGCAUUUCCUUGUAAAUGGAGCAUUUGAUGCAACAUUUGGUAGACCAGAACCAGUUCCAACCCCAAGAUAGUGUUUCUGUUGUUCUACAUUAGUAGAAUUUGCCUAAAUAUCACUGUUGCUCACACUUAAGAGACUUCAUGUAAGGUUUACGAUGUCUUUAUGACAAACCUGUUUCCAUUUUGGAGAUCCAGUAUGCUCAGUUGGUUUGACAUCUGGGGUCCAGUUUGUUUCUUUUCACAUUCUAUUUUUUUCCACUACUGUUUACAUUCCUUUUCCAGUUCUAUUGCACACCACAACAAAAAACUUAACUACAAUUGUUGCGCUUCAGUGUUUGUGUUUGAUUAUGGUUCUCUGCUUCUUAUCUUAAUGGCAACCACAUGCUUCUUACAGAUCUAUGGUACAGAUAAAUUAUAAAUUCAUGGGAGAAACAAAAAAUUUUUUCCAGAGAUUCCUUUGCAACUCAGAUUUUUAUAACAUGGACUUUAUUCCCCCAUUGGCCCCAUCUCCAUACCUUCUUGUGCUGGUGGACUUUAUAAGAAUUGGCUAUAACUAAACAGUUUCAGUAAUAUUACAACCAUUGGCCACAUUUCAGAAGAUGUUCCUCAAUUAUAUUUAAGCCCAUCUGAUAGUUUUCCUUUUCAGAUGAGAUACCUGAAAUGAUAUUUUCAUUUUUUUCCAAAGGUCUCACAAAUAUAUUGUUGAAGGCUUUCGUGGCUGGAAUCACUGGGUUAUUGUAGGUUUUUUGGGCUAUAUGGCCAUGUUCUAGAAGCAUUCUAGAAUAUGGCCAUAUAGCCCCGAAAAACAUACAACAGGCUAUAUGGCCAUGUUCUAGAAGCAUUCUAGAGAGUUUGAGUAGACAAUGCUGCAAUUUGAGUAGACAAUGCUGUAAUUUAAAUGCAACGUUUGUGAGCCCUAGGUGGUUGUAGGUUUUUCAGGCUAGAGAGAAUGCUUCUAGAACAUGGCCACAUAGCCUAAAAAACCUAAAACAACCUAGGGCUCACAAACGUUGCAUUUAAAUUGCAGCAUUGUCUACUCAAACUGAGGACAUUGAAAAUAUAUUUAUAUAGUGAUCCUCCAUACGUGAUCUGUGGUGUCUGAAAAUAACCCACCAAGUGAAUAUUCCUGAUAAUUCAGAUAAUAUUGUUGGCAAUCAUUGACAUAAAGAUUAUCCAUGGAAAGGCAGGUCCCUCUUUGGCAUGUUUUUUUUAAAAUGGGGAUAAGGCUGUUUACAUUAAUAAACAGUAUGUGUUACUCUUUUAUAUACUUGUGUUAAUUGCUACUUCAAAUUGAAUAUUAUGUUUCACUCUUAGGUUCAAUAGGUUGGAUCCAGAUUUAAUCAUACUUUGAGUACACUUACUGAGUACUUAAAGUUAUUCUUGACAAACAAGAUUUAUUUCUGUGAAUCUACUCUCAGAUAUGCCUAAGUUUGAAUUCAGUCUAGAAUGAUUAAUACUGUAUUUCAUUCUGAGUCAAAAGUAGUAGCUGACUCCAGUAUAUAAAACGUAACAUUCUUUUCUAAUUCUUACAGCCUCUACACCUCUAGAAUCAUGUCUUUUGUGUAUAUGUGUUUUAACUGAAGGUACUUAGAUAAAUGUAUUGAGCUGCAAAAGCUGAUACUUGACAAAAUUGAUCUCCACCCUGUCCCCAUUAUUCCACUGUAGCCUUCAGAACAAAGUGAGUCCCGCAAUGUGUGUGAACUCAUAGACAGCUAUUAGUGAAACUGACAUGAGAAUACAUCAGUAGAGGAAUGUAGCCUUAUGUCUAAAUCCAAUUAAAUAUUGCGUAGGAAAACCCCUCAUUAGUACAAUUGUGCUGGAUUACACCAUUGUGAAAGAUAUUAUGAACUGUUUGUACUUUCCAGAACCUCUUAGACUGCUGCUUUCAUGACCAAGCGUGUAUUAGAUACCACUCUUGCACUAACACUGAUCAUGCAUAAUAAUUAUGUAUAAUAAUUUAGCAACAUCAUUGGAUGCAGGUCUUCAGUUCAAAGGUUUUUUGUCCAUAGUGGAGAUGUCCCACUAAAUUUGUGCACAUACUAUCAGCACAUGCUAGUGAAGGUCAGUUAUAUUUAGUUUAUGAACCUCUACUGUGGAGGAAAGAUUCAUUAUGGUACUUUAAAGAUGUAAGCAUCAAGGGGGUGACUUUCUAAAUUGUUAGAAGUCCAACUAUACAGUUGCCACAUUGUGGGCCCUCAUGCCUCAAGAUCUGGAGUAAAUGAAAUUGCAAGAAGCCUCCUUGCAUACUUGACCUUGCACAUUUAAUUGCUAGUUUAACUGAAUUUCCCCAGGGUUCAUUUGGGAAGUGCUGUAGAGAGGUAGGUAUGAAUGCACCUGGAGUGCUGUUAACCCUCGAUUCACUUCCCACCUAAUCAGUCCAAGAGAAGAUGUUGACUCCUCUUGGAAACUUGUUGGACACUAAAUCUGAGAAUCUUCCAGAUACUCACUCCAUGAGGGCCUACCACUGAGGGUAACUUCUUUCUCAGACUAACCCUGUCCAGGAACUUUUUGAAGCACAUGAUCUAGUUAAGCUGUCCAAGGUAUUCAUUUCCAUUUACAACCCUUUCUUUUUGUUUUAUAUGCAAUUUUACCUACCCUAAGAAUUUCAGCUACAAAAAAUACAUUUGAUUGCAUUUUUCAUGUAUUGCACCACUCCAGGGCUGAGAUGGACAUGAUAUACCAAAACAAUAAUUGGAACAUGCCAUGUAGUUAUUUGUGUCAAUGUAUGCAUUGAAGCAGUGGGCUAUCUCACCUAUGUGACUUUGUUUUGGAUUGUAGCAAAAGGGAACAAAGCUAUAAAUUAGCCUCUUCCAAUCUGGUGCCUUCCAGCUGGGUUGGACUAUAGUACCAUCAAUCCCCAGCCAUCACAGAAAUGAUGGUAGCUAUAGCCCAGCACAUGUAGGCAAAAAGCUCCGAGAAAGGCUACUGUAAAUCUAUGGUUUCUCUACCACUGUCACCCAAUAGUUAACAGCUGCACAACAGAACAAUUAGGGGGUGUCAUCCUAUUGAUUUUUAACAAAGACUGUUCCUAGGUGCAUCCGUGAAAUAUUUCCUCUCCAUUUUCCAGCAGUGUUACUCUGUGUUUUCAGUUGCCUACAAAAGGUACAAUUGAAUGUAGAAAAGGAAAGCCAUUGUUUGCAAUUUUACGCAUACUUGCUAGGACAACCAUUUCAGUAAACAUGGCUAGAUUUGGGAAGUUAGAAGCAUCCCAGAAAGAAAUGGAAUCCAGUACAAUGGGUUUUUGACCAUCAGUACUGCUGUUUGGAUUGCUAUUCUUGCUAAGGGUUGUCUUCAUAAUGGUACUAGGUAUUAAAGGGUUACUUUCUGAUCUUUAGGUGUAUAGAAUUUUUCAUUCUUUCUCAGUAAGUUAAAGAGACUAUUGGAUGAGUCACAGUCCUACCAUCUGUUUACUUUGACUUGUCAAAUGAAAAACAAAACAAAAAAACAGUGUUUAUUCCUGCAAUGGAUGUGCCUUAUUUUGAAAUGAUCUGGUUAAAAGAGGGAGGAAACAUGAAGAAACAGUGCCAAACUUUAUAAGGCUAUGCUUAUAUAAUAGCACAUACCACUGUUAAUAAGAUGGUCUGAAUAUUGUCUAGUGUAUAUUGGACAUUUACAUGUCAUUGUACAUGUAGGAACUGAAUGUCCUCUUUGGGAAAGUUCACUGUUGUCAAGUUUGCAGACAUGUAAGAUAAAAACACAUGUUCAUUUUUUUCACCUCAGCUUUUUUUUAACUUUUAUAAAAAGUGUAAUCUCUUUUUUUAAAAAAAAUGUGUAAAUACAUUUACAUUCAGUAGAACUAGUGUUCAGAUGUAAGAGACCAUUGUGGUCUUCAUUUGAUCAACCUGCAUUUAUGAUCUGAUGUUCUUUGAGCCUUAGAUCACCCUUAAGGGUCUGUAGCACUGUGUACAUAUCAACUGUACUUAGGCUUUCAGAACCACUUUUGUAAUGAGAAAAUGUUUCUUACAAUGUCAAUAAAAACAUCAUUUGUA
Messenger RNA from Anolis sagrei ordinatus, 11761 nucleotides. RefSeq names its product GLI family zinc finger 3 (gene GLI3). The record is from RefSeq and is a predicted model, not a curated record. Gene Ontology annotation, cellular component: nucleus. NCBI's taxonomy places the organism in Eukaryota, Metazoa, Chordata, Lepidosauria, Squamata, Anolidae. Gene Ontology annotation, biological process: regulation of transcription by RNA polymerase II; smoothened signaling pathway. Gene Ontology annotation, molecular function: DNA-binding transcription factor activity, RNA polymerase II-specific; RNA polymerase II cis-regulatory region sequence-specific DNA binding.